AUGGCAAUCCCUGCAUUUGCACUUCAACAAAUCAAGGAAUCGUGGAAUCGCGAGCCCGCCUGGGGAAGCCUUUAUAGACGGUUUGACGUCUGCUUUGGAAGCCUCGAUCAUCACGGCCCGAGGCUGCGAGUGCCGAAAUGCUACGAGUUCAACGCGGAUACACCCACGUCGCUGGUAGAAGCUGCGUCAAUCCAAUGGCUCUGGCUCGAACAGACAGGACAUGGAAACGAUCAACUCAACUCCAUCACCGAGAGACCUAUUGAGGUAUGGAAGAGGAAUCUGACACUGAUCGAGCAGAAGUUGGGGCAUCGCAUUACUGUGCAUUUCGCGGUUGGAAGUGGAGGGCCAACGGGUGAGGAUGCCACGAAUACCCCCAAGGUCAUCAUUUGGCCACAUAAGCUAUCUACCACUUCCCCCUUCAGGCCUAAAAGACCCAGCCAGCCGGGUACAGCUCGCUCCGCACCCUAA
Molecule: messenger RNA, 468 nt
Organism: Fusarium oxysporum Fo47
Lineage: Eukaryota; Fungi; Ascomycota; Sordariomycetes; Hypocreales; Nectriaceae
Exons: 2
Coding region: 1-468 (155 amino acids)
Source: RefSeq, a predicted model, not a curated record